AUGGCUUACGAUGGAUAUCAGAAUAACCCGGCCCCUUCCUAUCAACCGGGCAAUGCGAAUCAAAUGAAUCUAAACGAGCCCCGCGCUUCGUCUUACACGCCGCCUUAUCCAUCUCAGUAUGGCCAUGAGCACCACAAUAUGCCGCAACCUCAAGUUCCUCCUCCACCCCCAGCAAAUCCAUACGCGGAUGUUCAACCUCCCCCAACGCAGCCGCAUACCUGGCAACAGCCCUACAAUGGGAGGAUCAACGAGGCUGUUAACUCCGCAUUUCACAAAGCUGACACAUCUACCUAUCUAUCCCCGGAGGUUUUGACCCAGAUAACGGCGAAUGUCAUCCAACAGCUCAAAGAGACAGGCUUGGAGAACCUACAAACCGACCAAUACCAGGCCCCGCAGCCCCCGCCUCGGCCGCCCAAACAAUGGGCAACUGAGGCACAUCCUACCUACCCCAAUGACUUCGCCUCUUCUCCGGUCAUGGCGACACAAGAUACUUCAGUCUCGUCGCCCCACGUCGCCUAUGAUAAUCCCGCUUAUCAACCACGACCACCGUCCACGGGAUACUCCGGCAGCCCCCAUCUCCAACCCAGAGCAUCCCCGGCGCUGCCAUCAGAGAGACGAGGAUCUCCAGCUAGUCAGAUGAGUGAACAUAGCCAGAGAAUGGAAUCCCGACCAAAACCGCCGUCGAGAGAGGCCACCGUCACGGAGUUGACGACGCUAGAAAGAAUAUGGGGGACACUUUUUGAGGAUGGAAAGCCAACUAAGAAGCUGACUCAGGUCUUGCGUGGGAUUGCUGUUCACUUGAUCGAAGACUAUGAACCCAAAAACAGUCUAGUCAUACUUCCCGCAAAGCUACAAAGGUUUUAUGAAGACACCAGAGUACCAGGGGACUAUUAUCCUUGGAAAUAUAUCUUCGAUGAUGAGACGUCACAUGUUUCGAGAUUGUUCCGAGAGGUCAAAGCCGAACACCAUCUCGUGCAGGAAGAGAAUCAGUUCCAUGAUAGACCAUAUAUCCCUGGCCUCACGCCGCGAGGCUUUGAGACAUGGGCUACCUUGAUGAUACAAGUCAACCCCGAGACGGAAUAUAAGCGACUGCAGAAAGCCGUGCUGAACAUGCCUAUUAGCAAUCCAGACAACAGAAAGGAGAGGUUUCCUAAGGAGAUCCCACAAUCGUUGUUCCCUUUCGAAAAAAUACUAAAGUCUGAGGUGCAAGAACAUAUCAAGGAGUGUAUACAGGAGCAUUGCAGAGUUGACUUGGAUAAGGAGUUUGAGAAAUUCAAAGCGCAUCACGAAGGCUCUGCCACAUCCACUGCCGCUCCAGGCCCUUCACACAGUGAGCGAGAACGAAAGCCAUACCAGGCGUCUGUUUCCACGGCGGUAGACAGUGACGAGGAAGAACUCGACAUUCCUUCGCGUCCCAUAGAACGACAGAGGAAACCAUACUCCGUACAUCCAGGAGGUGGAAAGGAGUAUAGUGACUUUCAAGAACCUACCCAUCGACAUACAUCCUCGUUCUCCGCAGGCUCCGUUUCAAGGGAUACUUUAGCUUCCUCGGAGCCCAGAGCUUCAGAGUCUCAGGGCCUUGACCCUACCUACGUUCGACCAAGCACUACUCAGCCUCCUCUAACCACCAUGAGGCGGUCAGGGAGCCCGCCACGAGGAUCCCGGAUAGGUAGUGAAUACAGACACUCUGAGGGUGAUUUGCUGGGAUACAAUGGUAACUCUGGAUACGAAGUCGACGAUAAUCACUAUUACCGUUCUGGCGCCUCCACCAGCUCAGGAGACGUACGUGAAGACAAUCGAUUCUACCGAGACUCUAGUCGCGAUGAAGACCAACGACUGUACGAGUCUCUCCGAGAGCGUGAACGGGAACGCGAGAAGAACAAAUAUAACGACUACCUUCCCCAUCGAAGCAGCUGGGAUGGAGAAGAAGGCUACUAUCGCGACGCACUCGGUAGCCAAGGAGGCCCAGUUGGCAGCGGUAGUGGAUAUGACUACAAGACGUAUACUUAUAAGUGA
Messenger RNA from Aspergillus bombycis, 2016 nucleotides. RefSeq lists its product as uncharacterized. Bases 1 to 2016 code for a protein of 671 amino acids. The transcript has 3 exons. NCBI's taxonomy places the organism in Eukaryota, Fungi, Ascomycota, Eurotiomycetes, Eurotiales, Aspergillaceae. The record is from RefSeq and is a predicted model, not a curated record.